This is a messenger RNA of Macroventuria anomochaeta, 914 nucleotides long. RefSeq lists its product as uncharacterized. Gene Ontology annotation, cellular component: EMC complex. The coding region runs from base 42 to 770 and encodes 242 amino acids. The transcript has 2 exons. The record is from RefSeq and is a predicted model, not a curated record. NCBI's taxonomy places the organism in Eukaryota, Fungi, Ascomycota, Dothideomycetes, Pleosporales, Didymellaceae.
GCUUCACAAGCAAGCAUCAGCACCGUCACGUAAGCAUGAAGAUGCGCACUUUCCUCCCUAUGCUCGCCUCCUUGGCAUCCGUCUCUUCUGCGGCCCGCUUCCUGCUGCAAAUUCCCAUCACACAUGUUGUGAACCCCUCUGCGCUCUCCUCCACGACACAUGCAACCCUUCAAUCUAGUGGACCCCCACUUGAUGCAUACCUAACACGAUCAAACACCUUCAACUUCAACAACGUCAGCGCUGGAAGCUAUCUUGCUACCGUGCACUGCAGAGACUAUGCAUUCGAGCCUCUGCGCAUCGACGUCAGCAUCGAGGAGCCUGUCGAGGGAAGUGGGGAUAAGAAGGAAGUAAUCAGGGCAUGGCAAACGUUCUUGGGCAAUGAAUGGGAUAACAAGGGCGAAAGCAGAGGAGAGGGUGGUAAUGGUCUUGUGAUCGAGGCUAGGCCAGUUGGCCAGAAGCAAUUCUACCAAGAGCGCGCUGGAUUCUCACCACUUUCCUUCCUGAAGAACCCCAUGAUCCUCAUGGCUGUCUUCUCUGGCCUGCUCAUGUUCGGCAUGCCCAAGCUGAUGGAGAACAUGGACCCUGAGAUGAAGGCCGAGAUGGAGGAGAUGCAGAAGAACGGUGUAUUAGGAUCAGGAACAACAAACACGGCGCAGCAGAUUCAGAACUUCGAUCUUGCGUCGUGGAUGGCAGGGAAGACGACGGACUCGGGCGCCAACAGCCGCGGUGCGAGCCCAGCUCCGGAGAAGCAGGCGUCGAAGAAGCGAUGAGAGAGGCCAGACAUGGAUACAAGUAUAUGUGAGCGAAAAGAGACGGCCGGAUAGUAGUUGAGCUUAGCGAGCAUUGUCAAUGUAGAUGUCGCCGGCCCCACAACGUCAGGAAAUACAAUGAGACAUUGUGAGGACAUAUUGCCA